UGGGUUGGAAAAAGAAAAAGAAAAAAAAAGCCAGUUUGGAGUUCGACUCCGAGCGCAGCGACUGAUUAAAAGAGAGACCGAUUUGCGUACACCUUUCACAAACGACCUUCAUUCAAUCUGUAAUCGUCGGACGCGUCUCCUGCGCCGGGAGGCUCCGAUCUGCUGCCGUUUUCUCCGGCAAUCAUUGCCUGACGAAUUAAGAACUUCGUCGUUGGAUCUGGUCGCUUCCGCUUAUCUGCCGUCUCCGCUCUCUGAGUUUAUUCCAGAAACCAUGCAGUUCUUUGGUGGGUCAGAGAUUAGCCCUUCGCCUCCAGUGCCGACUACAACUGGAAACAAUGUGCAUAUGAUGUAUAUUUUCAAUAGGAAUGGAGUUUGUUUGUUCUACAGGGAAUGGAAUCGGCCUCUCCGGACAUUGAAUCCCCAGCAAGACCACAAACUCAUGUUUGGUUUGCUCUUCUCGCUUAAGUCCUUCACUGCGAAGAUGGACCCAACCAGCGCUGAUAAAGGAAAUCUUGGGGUGCCUCAGUUACCUGGCCAAGGUUGUUCAUUCCACAGUUUUCGUACAAAUACCUACAAGCUCAGUUUUACUGAAACUCCAUCAGGGAUAAAGAUUAUCCUGGUUACCCAUCCUAGAACCGGUGACCUGAGGGACUCAUUGAAGUACAUCUACAACUUGUAUGUUGAAUAUGUAGUGAAAAAUCCCAUCUACAGUCCAGGAACCCCAAUCAGGUGUGAGCUAUUCAAUACAAGUCUUGACCAAUAUGUAAGAAGUAUAUAAUCAGAGGUAGUGACUGCUCUGCCGUUUUAGUUUCAUUCAAUUUGUAUGCUCUGUCUUUUUUCAAUGAAUGAAUGCGAUUCACUGGAUAUGGUGCAGUUUCAGGCUAUUAAAAUGCCUACUUGGGAGUUUCCUUUUGUUUUCUAUUGAUUCCUGUAGAGAGUGCACCGGUGUGAAUGAUUCUAGUUUAUCUUUUUCCUUUCUCCCCUUUUUUCUCCCAGCAUUCUGCGGCAACUUCUUUGUGAUAGUGGUGGAAGAAAAAAGAAAAAAAAGGAAUUUUAGUACAAAUCUUUGCUGCUCAUGUAUAGUUUAUAGUAACGCAUCUAUAUAUCUCUUGUUACAUUUACACACGUACCAUACAUUAGGCGUUCUUUGUGUAAAAAUGUGAAAUGUUUUCAAA
Messenger RNA from Benincasa hispida (wax gourd), 1175 nucleotides. RefSeq names its product SNARE-like superfamily protein. NCBI's taxonomy places the organism in Eukaryota, Viridiplantae, Streptophyta, Magnoliopsida, Cucurbitales, Cucurbitaceae. The record is from RefSeq and is a predicted model, not a curated record. Gene Ontology annotation, biological process: endoplasmic reticulum to Golgi vesicle-mediated transport. Gene Ontology annotation, cellular component: TRAPP complex.